This is a messenger RNA of Triticum turgidum subsp. durum (durum wheat), 3621 nucleotides long. The record is from the annotation of a GenBank genome assembly. Lineage: Eukaryota; Viridiplantae; Streptophyta; Magnoliopsida; Poales; Poaceae.
AUGGGCUCGCUUCUGAUGCCGCUGCUUGGCAGCGUGGCCGCUAAGGCCGGCGACGCGCUGGUGACCGAGCUGCUGCGGGCGUGGGGGCUGGAUAAGUCCCGCCGGAAGCUGGAGCGCCACCUCGCCGCCGUCCAGUGCAUCCUGCUCGACGCCGACGCCAAGAGCCGCACCAACCCCGCCGUCCGCUGCUGGAUGGUGGACCUCAAGACCGCCGCCUACCAGGCCGACGACGUCCUCGAUGACUUCCUCUACGAGGCGCUGCGCCGCCGUGCCGCCCAGAUCCGCCGACGACGCCGCCGCCGCCGUGCCACCGCACGCAAGGUGCUGAGCUACUUCACCACCAAUAGCCCGGUUGUUUUCCGCCUUUCAAUAAGCAGGAAGAUGAAGGAUGCCCUAGAGAUGAUUGAUGAACUGGUUGUAGAGAUGAACAAUUUCCACUUCCUGCAACAUACCGAAGCACCAUACGUUGAUCAUCCGCAAACACACUCUCAAGUCAAUGAAUCAGAGAUUGUGGGCAGACAAGACGAGAAGGAACAAGUGGUGAAGAUGUUGCUCGACCACUCCAACCACAAUAAUAGUAAUGACAAUGUCAUGGUGCUCCCCAUAAUUGGCAUGGGGGGAAUUGGUAGGACCACACUUGCUCAACUUGUGCUCAAUGACCACAGAAUGGUGCAUCAUUUUGAGUUAGUCUUAUGGGUCUGUGUCUCUGACAAGUUCAUUAUCAUGGAAAUAAUUCGAUCUAUAAUACAAGUGGCCACGCUGAAUAAGUGUGAUUUGACCGAGAUGGAGGCACUGCGGAAGGAACUUGGUCAAGUGUUGGGCAAGAAAAGAUACCUCUUAGUGCUGGAUGAUGUUUGGAAUGAAGAUGGACAGAAGUGGGAUGCUAUGAGAUCAUUGUUAUGCUCACAUGCUGGCUCAGGUAGUGCUAUAAUUGUGACAAGCCGCAGCGACAAAGUUGCAUCUAUCAUGGGCACACUUCCUCCACAUCAGAUAUCGCUUCUAAGUGAUGAUCAAUCAUGGGAGUUCUUUGACAGAAACACAUCUGGAAGAGAAGUAGAAAGGCAAGAGGAAUUUAUUUCAGUCGCAAAGAACAUUGUUGACAAGUGUAAAGGAUUGCCUCUUGCUAUCAAGACCAUAGCCGCUUUACUUCCUUCGAAGAAUCACAAUCAGUGGUUUUCUGUUCUGGAUAGCGAUGUAUGGAAAGAUGACAUUCUCACAACUACUGGGAUUGUACCUGCACUACGACUGAGCUAUGAUCAUUUGUCAUCAGAGGAAAAAAUAUGCUUUUCCUUUUGUUCUAUUUUCCCCAAGGAUAGCCCAAUGGAUAAAGACAUGUUAAUCCAGCUAUGGAUGGCAAAUGACUUUAUUGCAUCAGAAGUAAGAGGCCAGCAAAUUUUUGAUGUGCUAGUUUGGAGAUGUUUCCUACAAGAUGUCAAGAUUCAAAAGAAUCCUAUGGGCAGAUUUAAAGAUGAGUUCUUCCGUGGACCUGCUUGCAAGAUGCAUGAUCUCAUGCAUGACCUCGCUAACUUCGUAAGCGGAAAUGAUUGCUCCAUUCUGCAAGAAUCUUCAUCAUGUCAAGAAAUUAUGCAAGGAUCCACAAACACCUGUUCGUUACAGCAUGAGGUUCGACAUUUGUCACUUGAUUAUGUGAGUAACAAUACUAUUGCAGCCAUGAAGAAAAUUUUAGCUCCCCGAGCCCGCACAAUAUUAGUCCGAAGGGAGUUGGAGUGGACUAAGACUUCUCUGGAUAUGGGCAAGUCUCUGAGUAUGACCAUGUCAAAAUUCAUGUCCUUGCGAGCAUUGAAGAUAUCGUCAAUCUUAACACAUAUGACAAACUUGAAGCAUCUUCGGUAUCUAGAUUGUUCUAAUUCUGAUAUAUCUGCACUGCCUGAAGGCAUUACCAUGUUUUAUAGCUUGCAAACAUUGAAGCUCACGGGUUGUCGCAAACUUGAGAAAUUACCAGAAGGCAUACGAUAUAUGCUCAGCCUUCGGCAUAUCUUCCUUAAUGGGUGUCAUAGUUUGGAGUGCAUGCCACAUGGUAUUGGUCAGCUGAAUUCUUUACAGACAUUGACGGAUUAUGUCAUUGAUAGUGAUGUGGGCCGUGGAAUUGAUCAACUGAAAGAUUUGAAUCUAGUUGGUGGUCUUUCUUUGACUAAGCUGAGGAAAGUGCAUAGUGCAGAAAAUGCUCAACAAGGCAAUAUGUCUGCUAAGCAUGAUUUGAAAAGAUUGUCACUCGAUUGGGGGGAAAAUAUAUAUACAUGGCGUGAAGUUGAAGUGGAUACUAAUGCAGAAGGAAUAUUAGAGGCCCUUCGUCCGCACAAAAGGCUUGAAGUUUUAGUGUUAUCUAAGUAUAUGGGUGCUAAAUUGCCAUCAUGGAUGCAAAACUCUACACAGUUAGAACAUAUCAGUGAACUUUAUCUGAAAAACUGCAUGAAGUGCAAGGAUCUUCCAUCAUUAUGGCAGCUUCCCUCUCUCUGGUACUUGUGUUUGGAUAGUUUGGAUAGCUUGACCAGUAUAUGUGUUGGUAAUGAUGAUAACGACAGUGGGGAAUCCUGUAUUUCUCCACCACCCUUCUUUCCUAAAUUGAAAACCAUGGACCUUUUCGACAUGCCUAAGCUAGAGAGAUGGCACCGGGAAGUGGCAGGACAAGUAGCAGUUGUAUCAUUCCCUCAGCUCAAGAAGCUAAAAAUUUCCAGAUGCCCAAUGCUAGCAAGCAUGCCCAAUAUGCUCCCUUUGCUUGAAGAUCUACGUGUGGAUAAGGCAACAGAUAUUCCCCUUUACCAUCUGAUGAAUCUGUCUGUGCAAUCUAACCUUGAGUGCAAAGGUUCCAUUGAAGUAGGACCUACAGUUGGUUGGCGGUCUAGUGAGCUUCAGUUCUGGAGGCUUGGUGACUCUAAUGUGACACUGACACUUAGAGAUUUGAUGGAAAAUGUUGAGCCCUUUGAAGAGGAGCUGAAUAGAAUACCUUGCAAAUUUAUGAAGGAGCUGCGUAUAACAAAUUGUGGCUUUCUUUUCUCAUCAAAACCAUCCCAAAUACAAUCAAAUAUAUGGAACCAUUUUGGUUUUGUUGAAGUGAUGCAGAUUAUAGGCUGUAAUAAUAUAGUACAAUGGCCAGCUGUAGAGGUCAGAAACUUGAAUCGUCUUCGAGUUCUACACUUGUUUGACUGUUCCAACUUAACUGGUUCCCUUCCAUCAACAAUAUCUGAUGACGAAAAUGUCCUGCAUCCUCGACUCCAGAAUCUCUUAGUUAUGAAUUGUGGAAAAUUGGUGGAGGUACCAAAGUUGCCUGCAUCUCUUGAAAAAUUGCACAUCACUUUUUGUCCCAAGCUGGUGUCCGUGCCAGCAAUUCUUGGAAACGUCAAAAAAUUGAGAGAACUCUCUCUGAUUGGUUGCGAAGCCCUGACGACAUUUCCAGAUGGAAUUUAUGGAGUUACUGUGCUCAAGAAGCUAGAAGUGAGGCAGUGCCCAAGGGUGAAGACACUACCGGAGGGACUCCUGCAGCAGCUCCCAGCCCUCGAGGAACUAUAUAUCAGAGACUGCCCCAACUUGGAGGGAGCCUUCUCAAGAGGAGGCGCUUGCUGGAAUUUGGUUGAAGCAAUUACAUUUCGAUUGGUUGACUGA